Molecule: messenger RNA, 4940 nt
Organism: Hyaloscypha bicolor E
Lineage: Eukaryota; Fungi; Ascomycota; Leotiomycetes; Helotiales; Hyaloscyphaceae
Exons: 6
Coding region: 385-4827 (1480 amino acids)
Biological process (GO): regulation of transcription by RNA polymerase II
Cellular component (GO): nucleus
Source: RefSeq, a predicted model, not a curated record
CCAGGCCCCUAUGAGUACCUGGACCCUGAUAAUAUCAGUCUUACUAAUAGCCCUCCUUUGAGGCCGGUAAAAGUAAAUAUCCAACCGAGUCCAUCUCCACCCCCUUUCGCUCCCCUCACGGAUGGUCAAUAUUACGAAGGAGGAGACCACACUGGUCCAAAUAGAGUGUCCGAUGGUCGAUAUGACCUAUUCUACGAUGAGCCUGACCCAGGUGGAUGGGAUUUUGGACAGGAACUCGCUGGAAGCGACUAUGAGUCCAACGAAGAGGAACGAGUUAUCGAACAGGUAACACGUAAGACGUCUCCGUCUCUCGGAAACGAUCUUGCUGCCCUGACCUCAGAUGCAUUGAGGCAGCCAACUAUACCUCCACUAUCAACUUUAUACAUGGACGAGCCAGGAUCGCAGUCUUCGCGGGACCCAGCAAUCAAGUGCGAGAUGUCCGGCUCUCCUGCGGCCGGGGAACUGUCACCCAAUCGUCAAUACGCCCAACAAUUAGCCUUGUCAAUGUUCAAUGGUACAGGCAAUAUUACUCGCAAUAUUACUCGGCCAUCCAUUUCUGCCCAACUGGGAGAUAUUAAUUACCUCGCCGAGGCCGCUGCAGCUGGGGACUCGGCCUUUUCACGGUCCCCUCCAGCGCGACCACCUUCACCGGGCCGAGACCACUUCUACUUCAAUGCAAAUAGCCAUCGAAGAUUGUCUCAGACUGAUGGUCCACAAUACUCUGGCUAUGGCGAUUAUAGCAGUAGCAACACGGAGACCCCAAGUACGGAUCAGGGGGGCUCCACCCCUACGACAAUGGCCAUUGACCGGAUGAGUAUUGACGGUAUCAUCAAUCCACAAAUCGGUGGUUUCCAAUGUACAUACCCAGGCUGCACUGCCCUGCCUUUUCAAACCCAGUAUCUCUUAAACUCCCAUGCCAAUAUUCAUUCAUCAAAUCGUCCUCAUUAUUGUAGCGUAAAAGGUUGCCCGCGUAGUAAAGAUGGCAAGGGUUUUAAGAGAAAGAAUGAGAUGAUUCGACAUGGACUCGUCCACGAUUCUCCUGGAUAUAUUUGCCCUUUUUGCCCUGACAGGGAGCACAAAUACCCCAGGCCGGAUAUCUUACAAAGACAUGUGAGAGUUCAUCACGUGGACAGAGACAAAGAUGACCCCCAGUUGAGGGAAGUGCUAUCACAGCGUCCUCAACGGCCUUCGACAGGGAUAAGAUGGCGGCGUGAAGCACCUAAAACUUAUCCACGUAUGGAAGCCGACUUAUCAUUCGAGUCUGUUCCCGACUUAUCAUUCGAGUCUGUUCCUCCGAGGACUAAACAUAGAGAUUUCGCAGCAUCCACGUUCCCUCCCGCCUUCCCCAGCUUACACCAGGGCUCAGGGUACAGCACACCACACGUUCGCUUUGAAUCAGGGAAUUAUCUAUCUCCAAAUUUGCUUGUUCCAGAAGAACCACGAAAUCCUCCAUUUGAAGAAGAUAUAGAAUAUACCGAAGGAGCCAUCGGCGUAUCGGAUUCCCCGCGUGAAACCGAGAGUAUGGAUGACGACCAAUAUAUACAGAACAUCAGCUCAGAUACUCAAUUAUCUGAUUGCAUUAACUCACAAACAGAGUUGGGGGCAUUAAAUACUGGCCCACCAGCCACGGAUUCUGGUUACGCUUCAACAGGCAAGAAUGAAGACACUGCCAAAGAUGCUAAAGAUGAAGAGCAAGACGAUGCCCGUACAGUUUGUACUGACAAUCAAGACUUUGAUGUUCCUAAAGAUGUCAAAGAGCAACUUGUAGCCGCCUUUUCUCGCGAAAUAACCCAAAGACUUCAAGGAGUUUUGUCCAAAGUUGACAACAAAACCUCAAUGCGGAACACCCUUGUUGAGUUGCUGAAAGACUUUUCUCUUAGACUCGGGAUGGGAGCAUACGCAGGGGAGCAGAAGAAUGCAGUUACUUUUAUUCGCCACUAUAGACACCGUAUUGCAAAUUUGAUUGCCGGCCUGGCAGAAGCUUCUCUUGUUUCGGAAAAGGCAGAGAUCGAAGAGCCCGAAGAGAUCGAAGAAGAAAGCACAAAGGUGAAAAACCAAGACGAAGUCAGCCUGGCUGAAAAAAUUCUCCUAUGGAAUGUUGAAAAGCCUCUCAUCGACGAACCUCAAGCCGCGCUCGCUGCUGAAGUAUCGGAUCCGACUAUCAUCGAAGAGAAGGAGGGGCUUGAGGAUAUUCAGGAUAUCGAAGAAGUCGAGGGGCUCUACGCUAUUACUCAAUUUCCCGAAGCUUGGAAAUUUCUUACUGACAGCCAUUCCUAUCAAUGGCUUCUAAGUAGAAUAAGAACUGAGGUGCUACUCACUAAGAUAGCCGGAACCCCGGCGGAUACGAUCAAGAAACGAAUACUCAACGGUCUGGCCUCAGCAUCCGUGAAAUCUAAGUAUGGUCAAGCUGCACAUAAAGCUCGGUUCGAACUCUCCUGGGACUUGCGUGGGUUCCUUCAGGCGAAAUAUCCCGAUGAGCAUGAAGCACAGCUUGAAUCUCUCAUCACAGUGGUUGGAUCCGGAGAUAAUGUACAGGCAAUGACCUGUGCCCAAUACAUGGACCAAGUUUGGCCAGUGACAGGAAUGGAGACUUUACUUGCCUUGCAAGGAGCUCUGGAUAAGGGCGAGGGGCAAGCUUUCAAAGCGAUAAUGACCGACAAGACGAAACUUACCAUCGAGGUCCGAGAUUCAGUCACCAUUGCAUUGGUAGUAGCUACAGAACCGGCAAUAGCAGAGAUCGGACAGCAGUUGGCAUGGCUAGCUGCUGCCUUACGUUCCUCACCUUCUGAUCAUAGGAUGGCAUAUUCGACCCCGUCAGUCACUUUAUCAACUGGCAAUACGCCAACUUUCACUUUCAAUUUUCAAAUUAGGGAAAUUGAGCCCGCUCACCCAUUAGCGCAGACAAAUGGGUCCUGCUGGCGUCCCCUCUUCAAGAACCCUAUCAUUGUCGAAGGCUAUCCAAUUCUAGCUAGAGCCCACGGAGAGAAAGGCUUGGAAAUAGCUCUCGACAUGAUGGCAGGACUAAGUCAAGCAUCUCGGGUAACAAAUUUUGGCGGCGGACUUGUAAUUAAAGGUUUCUCGACAAUGUUCUGUCCGACCAAACGGAUUAAAGAUUCUGUUUUAUGGCACUAUCUUUUUAGUCACGAUGGAAAGAGGAUGUCAUAUCUUUCAGCUGAUAUCCUUUGCGGAGGGCGUGCCCGAAUCAAAGAGGUUGAUAUAGGGUGUUUGGAACAAUCAAGGAAUUUUCUUGGCUGGGCUUCUUCUGUCGAGGUUCAUAUUGGAACGAAGGAAGCGAAGUACGACGAAAUAGAUUGGGCUGGAUCCAAUUUUGCCUCAGCUGGAGUUACUUUGGACGAAUUCUCUAUUGGUGCAGGCAAGAUAAUAACGGGCAAGGCCUCGUUCACCAAAGGCACCCAGAACAUUCCAAUCCACCUCUCUCAUGCACGUCUAUAUCAACUCCAGAUUCUCCACGCACACAGUAUCAAGGUCGUAAUCUAUGAUGUGAGAGAUCGCCGAGGCUGGUUGGUAGAUGGCACAAGCGCACUUCUGCAUCUUACACGUACGCAACUCUCCUCGAGUCCAUAUUCAGAGAGUGAGUUUUUCAAUCUCGACGACUUCCGCUACGCCAAUCCAAAGGACAGGGCUUCUGGUGCAAAAAAGGCAUUAUUGGACCCUCGAAAUCGGAAGCUCAUCCUUCUUCAAGAUACCAAGAUCUCAACAGUCCGAAAGACAAGCAAGGAAGGAGUAUCAGAAAUAUUACGAGAGGAAACGACUGGAUGGACCUACGAAGACCUGGUUCAGGAAACAUAUCACAUUCUGGAGCAGAUCGAAGACCGACAGACACAGAUGAUAAUUUCGCCGUCUAUAGGCCUAGGCUUCAUGGCUCGCGAGAAGUUGCUCGGCUUUGGUUUUAUGGAUAUUGUCAAUGGCCAAAAUAUAUUACGCCCUCGAGUUGCAAAAUUGAGCAAGAGUGGUUGGGGAUGGGUGGACUUCAUCAGAAGUACACAUACUAUCACCCUCCUCGGAAAGGGAUUUGGGGAACUCAUUCGGCCGGCGCAAGAAUCAAACCAGCUCUGCAAGCACUGGAAACAUGUCCCCGUGGGAAGAGAUCAUCUUGUUGCAUGCGUGUCUACGUUAGAGGACAUCCGCAGACAGUACGGGGAUUGCGAUGAUGAUGUUUUGCAACUUGCAAGUGGAAUAUAUUGCCAUAUACCGGACAAACUCUACGAGUCGUGUGAAUGUAAGCGUGGCAGUUGGAAGACGGGUUGUGACAGAGUACAAGCUUUUUCGUCUUCUCCGAGCUCCAGGGAUCAAUCCAGAGUAUUCGACUACCGGUUCGGAGCAGUCAUCUUUGGAAAAAAUAGGAAAUACCGAUUACGCUGGCCGAGCAAAGGAGAGCCUGUUGAAGAGGCAGAGUCAGACUCAGAAGAGGAGGAAGGGAGCGAGUUUCUCGACAGCGGGCUGGGGGGGAGCAACUCUUCCACUUCUGGACUUGAUGGCUCAUCAAGUCUUAAGCCCUCACCCGUUGAAGAGCCCUUGGAAGACUCGCAACCAGAUAGAACGCCCUCGGAACGUUCACGGGAGGAAGAUGACAUUCACAAUAAGCAACCGACGUUGGAGAAUGCAAGCGGAGUUGAGUUAGGCGUCAACGAACCCUCCGGAGCAGUUUCUGAAUUGCCCGGGAAAUUUCAUAUGAGCAUUCGAGGUGUGAAAAGAACGUUAGAUAAAGUCACAACUCAAGCGUUUUCGAGGAAGAAGCAGAACACCGGCGAUGGGACCGAUGCUUAUAUCGAAGCUUCAUCUCUACAGCACGCAUCUCUUGACUGAAUCUUCUCGCUAUAAAAAUAAGAAGUAGUGGACUUGGAAUAGAUAAUAGCAACCUUCUGAUGCUCUUUACCUUCAAAGCUGUACACCGCGUUGCGUGUUAUGCCCCCAUGCGC